Cyclocybe aegerita is the source of this 504-nucleotide messenger RNA. The record is from the annotation of a GenBank genome assembly. Lineage: Eukaryota; Fungi; Basidiomycota; Agaricomycetes; Agaricales; Hemipholiotaceae.
AUGCCUUUCUUCAAAUCCAACCACAACGAGCCCAGCCCCACCCGAAGCAAGUCCACCUCCAAGGAAGACCAGUCCCCCACCAGGAAGAAAAGCAUCUUCUCUAGCUCGCACCACUCACCUCCUCCCCAGUCCACUACCACCACCUCCGGCGGCUCUGGCUUCUUUGGCAGGCGUCGCUCGAGCUCAUCCGUCUCCUCGACCCACAGCUCCAGGCGCAGCGGGUCGGGCUCAGGCCGUGGCUUCUUAGGCAUGGGCCGCAGCCACAAUAUUGCGGACGACCCCACUAUCAAGAACGCACGCCAGAAAGUCGCCGACGCUGAGAAUGCGGAGAAGGAGGCGGAUCGCGCCUUAGAGGCGGCGAGGCAGCGCGUCAAGCUCGCUCACGAGCAUGUCAAGAUGUUGGAGCGUGAAGCGCUCGAGGAUGCUAGACGCGCGAAAGCGAAACAAGCUGAAGCGAAGAUCGUCAGCAAGACUGCCAAAGGCCUUGGUCGACACGGGCACUGA